Messenger RNA from Diatraea saccharalis (sugarcane borer), 1752 nucleotides. The record is from the annotation of a GenBank genome assembly. NCBI's taxonomy places the organism in Eukaryota, Metazoa, Arthropoda, Insecta, Lepidoptera, Crambidae.
AUGGCCGGUAAAGUUAGUGCAAAUAGUAGAAGUAGAAAUAGCACUGAACCGCCCGAUCGUAACAAAUCGCCUAGCUUUAUUACAGAUGAAACAGAAUUUGUGGGUAAAGGAGAUAUAAGAUCAUCUACACCUAUUAAUAAGCACAGAAGGAGUCGAAGUAGAAGUGGUACCAGGAUAACACCUAUAGGCUUGAGUCUUUCGGACGAAAACUUUUACGAAGACUUGGAAGAGUACGUGAAAGAAAUGUCUGCAGUGAGGGGAUCUGAAGGUCUGGACACUAGCCAGGAGCUUGAUGUUUGGGGCCAACUGCAACAGAAGGAGUCUGAUCUCCUGCUGGCUGCGGAGCUCGGCAAAGCUCUCUUGGAGAAGAAUGAGGAGCUGAAAAAGGAUCAAGAGCGUGUCGUCGAGGAGUACUCCAAAAAACUUGAGGAGUUGGAACAAGAGAAACAUCUGCUCCGGCGUCGCCUGGACACAGCGCAGGGCGAAUAUGAAGCAAGACUGCUGGAAUUGCAAAAUGACAUCAGGGAGCUCACUACCAAGAUCGACUCCAAAGAUACCUCCGUGAAACAGCGAGAUGAAGAGAAAGCCAGUUUGAUAGCGGAGUUGACGGCCCAGAACUCGAGGCUGACAGCACAGCUAAAAGAAUCGUCAGCAACAGAAGCACAGCUGAUGGCACAGCUCGAAGGCUUAAAAGACCAGUGUUCAAUGAGGAAAACAAGCUUACAGGAUCACGUCCACAGUUUAGAGUCUUUGAAAGCUGAGCUUGCUUUAGUUAGCGACAAGAAAGCGGACCUCGAACGGCGACUUACAGGCUCACUGAACGACAAGGAACAACUCAUGCAGCAGCUGGAAGAAGCCAACGAUAGGAUAGUGGCGCUGGAGAGACAACUGAAAGAACAAGAACACCAGUAUCAGAACACGCUCAAAGAGCUAGAACGCCUGCAAAGAUCUCACGACACCCUAGCAGAGCGGAUCGGGUCUCCCGACUCGGUGGACACGGCUGACCCCGCUAGAUCUCUACACGCAGAGAUGGAAUCGGAGCCUGAGGACCAGGAUGACGGCUGGUUGAGACACGAGGCCGUUCAGGUGUACAAGCAGCUGAGAACGUUGGCGCUGCAGCUGAACACCGGACACGAUGAUGAUUCAGGGCUGCACUCAGACCUCUCCCUCACAUCGCUCGACGGGGACGAGGGAGAGACUCUCCGUAGGGGCGCACUCGCCGCUGCCUGCGCGGACGCGGUCGCCGCGUACGCCACUCUGGAGGGAUCGCGCGUCAGGGACUCCAUUGCUGCGCACGCGAGGCGCGCGCUGGAGAGGGAGAGACAGAUCGAUGAGAAGAACGAGAUCAUCGCUGAGCUGUCGUCUAAGCUAUCGGUAGCUGAAGUAGAGUUACGCGCGGCAGCCGAGGAGCGGGACAAGCUGAUGAAUGACGCGAACUACAACAGCCUCCAGAACGACGAGGCGGUGGCGCGGGCCAGGCAGGAGCGCGACGAGGCUCUGGAGAGGAAGAAGGCCGCUGAGGUGGCCCUGGCCAAGACUAGAGUAGAGUUGAUGCAAGCUAACAGCCAGCUGUAUGAAGCUGUCCGGCAGAAAGUGGACCUGGGCCAGCAGCUCGAGCAGUGGCAGAUGGACAUGCAGGAGCUGAUAGACGAGCAGAUGAAGCACAAGCUGACGUCGGAGAAGCGGCGCAAGCUGCCGGCGCCGGCGCCGCCGUCGCGCGCGUCGCGUCUGCUCGGAUUUUUUCAGCGGUGA